CACAGAUUUCGCGCUAUUGAUCUUGUUUGUGUGUUAGCGAGUCAGACGCUGGAUAUAUCUUACCAUCUUUUCCAACAAAAAGUAUUUCCUCGACAACGAACAGGUCUGAUACUUACCUAAAACAACAGAAGAAAAUGUUGAAAAUAGACAGAGAAACAGACACAUACAACUAAGAAUGGCUAACAACAACAGAGGUCAGCAACAAGAGAGUUACUUGGUUGCUGUUUUCAACAGCCUUAUUAACACUUUAGAGCGUAACAACCAACUGAUCAAGGCCAGUUUGGACACAAUCAAGUCCUUGAACCAGGGAGCUGAAGGUAGAAAGGGGAAGAGUGAUGGAAGUGGCAGUGGUGGUAACAGUGCUCGAGUGACUGAGCCUGUAUCAAAAUCUGAUGAUAUUGAAGCUACAAGAGCAGACAAGGUAAGGGUUGAGGUUCGUGCAAGUUUUGUGAAAAUUUAUGACAUCAACACAGUCGGUCAGGAUUUUACAGCUGAAGUGGUAGUACAUGCAAAGUGGGAGGAACCUGCAUUAAAGGGAUCAUCAAAAGAGGAUGUAGAUAACUUUGGUUGCAUAGGGUACUGGAGACCCAAAAUGAAUGUGCUGAACAUGUCACAAGACCUGGAGAUGGUGAAGCAUGCGUUCUGCCUCAGGUUUAAUGUGACUGGUUAUAACAACCCUAUCAUUAUGAUGAUGUGGAGGUUUAAAGGAACUUUCAGAGAAAGUCUGGAAUUGGAGCAUUUUCCACUUGAUGUUCAAGAUUUAACUUUACAAGUAACGUCGGACAGGACAAGCGAGGAGAUAGAACUAGUUGAGGAUGAAUAUGCCCUGAGCACGGUGAACACCAAAGCUUUCAUGGAUGCCCAGGAAUGGGCCAUUUACCAACACGUGGAGGCAUUCCGAGAAGAGACCCCUCAAGAAUAUGUGGGCUCAGUCACUCACCCUGUGCUCAUGGUCCAGUGCAGAGUCGCCAGGAGGGUGGGAUUCUUUGGAUGGAAUAUUGUGUUUAUUGUAAUGCUGAUCAUGAUCUUACCCUUCACCAGCGUGACCUUGAGCCCUGCAGGCAGUGACAGACUUGUGGUUACCAUCACACUACUCCUCACAGCUAUUGCCUUCAAACUUGUGGUCCAGCAAAUCUUACCUACCAUCUCAUACCUGACAUACUUGGACAUCUAUAUUCUGGCAGCUUUAAUAUUUUUGAGCUUGCAUGCUGCCCAGAACUCCUUCAUGAACUACAUGGUGAGUGUUCUAACAGACCCAGCAGAAAAAGUGAUGUGGGACAACUACACUAUCAUAGGCCUGGCAGGAUCCACUGCUCUUUUCCACCUCAUCUUCUUCUCAUAUGUUCUGACACAUACUUCCACUAGAAGGCGUCUCAUGAAAAGAAAAGACAGGAGAUAUAAGGCCAAAAUGAAAUUCCUGGAGAAAUAUGGGCGCCUGCCAAAGCCAACUGAGAUUGUUACUCCAAAGCAUUCUGAUGAAAUCAAUAUUUAAUUCAAGUGGAUAAAUCAAGAACUACAAGACUUUUGAGAGUGAAUUUGUCUGGGAUAGAAAUGGCAACACAUUCAUUCCCACUGCAUCAUUAGGGUAGACAAAAACUCAUUACUGAAAUGUUCUGUACAUACUGAGAUUUUGUUUUCUUGACGUCAUUGUACUUACAUGUACAGAAUUAUCCAAUGCCCAAUGACUGUGAUACUUUGUAAUGUCAUUGUAUGCACUUUUCUUACGAAAACAACAUUGUUUUGUUACCUGGAAGGUUCCAAGAACUUACUUUUUAGUGCUGUAUUUCACCUAAAGUUCAUUUUUUUUUAAGUUACACGUUUUGCUGGAUUCUGAUUGAUUUAUCAACCUUAAAGGGUCAAGAUUUUGGGAGUUUUUUGUCAAGUUUUAUGAAUUUCUUAUUAGAAAAACUUGCACUAGCAUCAGAACUAUCAUUUUAAGCAUUUACAUUCUUGUGAAAGUGCAUUCUUUACACACCGAACUUUAGGUGAAAACUCUUCAGUGGUCCUACAAGGUGGAUGAAUCAACCAGAAUCAUUCAAAAUGUGUCACAUGAAAAAUGCUAAAAAGUGAAAUAUACACCAGGCCUCUGUCACUCACUGAAGCUCUCUUCACCUGUUACCAGCUCUUCAGUUUGGUCCAUCAGCACGUACAUGCAUAUAGACUAAGAGACCAAACAGGAGUAUGGGUAGAUGAAAGCUCAUAUGCUUUCAUUGUAUACAUUUCCAUGUAUCUGCUUCUUGUAAUAGCAUUACUUGUAUUCAAGGUUAACUACUGCUGAGAAAUCAGGCUCUUGUAAUCCUGACUCGAGAAUUCCUGAUUUAAGGGUCUUGCCUCACGACCAUUCACAGUUACCAACCGUGACUUCCUCCUUGGUGUUUAAUAGCAUCGAGCAAACAGCCAAGCUGUUAUAUGUAUAUUUAUAUGUAUAUAUGGGAUCACAAUCUACAACUGACUGUGAUAACUCACUACU
This is a messenger RNA of Liolophura sinensis, 2470 nucleotides long. Its product is annotated as gamma-aminobutyric acid receptor subunit beta-like. Gene Ontology annotation, cellular component: membrane. The coding region runs from base 176 to 1492 and encodes 438 amino acids. NCBI's taxonomy places the organism in Eukaryota, Metazoa, Mollusca, Polyplacophora, Chitonida, Chitonidae. Gene Ontology annotation, biological process: monoatomic ion transmembrane transport. Gene Ontology annotation, molecular function: extracellular ligand-gated monoatomic ion channel activity; transmembrane signaling receptor activity. The record is from RefSeq and is a predicted model, not a curated record. The transcript is spliced from 9 exons.